Messenger RNA from Magnolia sinica, 541 nucleotides. Its product is annotated as beta-amylase 1, chloroplastic-like. Lineage: Eukaryota; Viridiplantae; Streptophyta; Magnoliopsida; Magnoliales; Magnoliaceae. The record is from RefSeq and is a predicted model, not a curated record. The coding region runs from base 77 to 442 and encodes 121 amino acids. Gene Ontology annotation, molecular function: beta-amylase activity. The transcript has 2 exons. Gene Ontology annotation, biological process: polysaccharide catabolic process.
GCUCGGCAGGUAGAACAUGACCUUGUGCUGCAAAUGCUUCGACCUCUAAGACAAAGAUGAGAUAAAGAUUGACCGGAUGAGCAAACCCGAAGUGUUUGUCAGACAAGUUAUGUCUACCACUAGGAAUAGCGAGAUACCGCUCAUGGGCGAGAACUCCACAAGGUGGUAUGGUGAUAUAUCGUUGGAGCAGAUUGUGAAGAACUCGAAGCUUUACAUGGAUGGAAUGCCCAAGAAAUCUCUCUCUUUCAACUUUGUGAGGAUGGAUAAAAACAUGUUUGAGCCUGAUAAUUGGAGCUGCUUUGUUCGGUUUGUUAAGCGGAUGUUAGACGCCAGCACUUUUCAGGCCAAGUUAGGUUUGGGAGGGAGGGACUCACUCCGAUCUUCAGAUGUUGUGUUAGGAGUUGAGGAAGUGCAAACAUAUGAACACCGAGAAAUCAUCUGAAAUUCCAUUUCAAUACAAUUCUAUAGUGAGAUUUUCGACAGUCACAGACUGAGACUCGUGUGGAAAAUGCAAGCAGAGGUUGAGGUUUCUUUCUUUCCA